CUUUUUACACCUCCACAACAAAACUAAGAAUAUAUAUAUUUUUUGAGGAGGGGGGAUUAGUUUCAUUCAGCCCGGAUCAGGCGAGAUAUUUGUAGUGACAGGCUACAGACAAAAGCAUUACAGGACUCCCGAGGUUUGCGUGCGCAAUCCCUGCGAAGUUUCUCGCCACUGAAAGGGAUUCUGCCUCCAGCUGCUCUGCACAGCCCGGAAAUCUGCUGGUAUUCAAGGGGAAGUUGAAGAGAAAGUCAGCACCUGCUCCUGUUCGGACUAUAUCCUACAAUAAGUUGCUGGACUUGUUUUAUUCACUCAGUUCUGCUGCGUAAUUAUCUGGCAGUGCGUGCGCAAAAGGAUUUCUAUUUGUUGGAUAAUACUUUUAGUGCGUAAAAGGCGAGCAAGUUUCUUUUUCAUUCGGUGUUACAGGCUUUCUACCGGUCCUCCCCUGCCCCUGAGGCUUUGAUGAGCCCGGAUACAUCUCUCCUCUCUCGCUGCACUGAUUCUUCCCUCCUCCCAGUCACCCAUCUCAGCCUCCUUUCCAUUUAACAUCCACAGAGGGAGAGGGACGCCCCGGACUGCAAUCUUUCCCCCAUUUUCAACAAGACUGGUAGGUGAUAGUGGCCAUGGAGCGGUGAAAAAUGCGUAAUCAGACUGUUGUAGGACGAAGUUGGAGGCCCUGCAUGAACACAGAAUAGGCGAGGAAACAGCUUAGGAACUUUUAACACCCUGAUCCAUCGUUUUUUCUAUAUUUUUUUAGUCUUGUGUAGCCUGUGUGUAGCUCUUCAUGACGGAAAGGAUGGCGCUGAGUGGGAACUGUAGGACUAACCCCAAAGAGCAAGCAUCAGUUCAGAACAGUUUCCCAGAUGUGGUUGAAUUAAACGUAGGGGGGCAGGUUUAUUACACGCGUCACUCAACUUUGGUGGGCACCCCGAAUUCAUUACUCGGUAAGCUGUUCUCCUCCAAAAAAGACGCAUCGAAUGACUUGGCGAGAGACCCCAAGGGCCGUUAUUUCAUCGACAGAGACGGGUUUUUAUUCCGGUAUGUGUUGGACUACCUCCGAGACAGGCAAGUCGUGCUCCCGGACCACUUCCCGGAAAAAGGGAGGCUCAGGAAAGAAGCGGAGUACUUCCAGUUGCCCGACUUGGUGAAGCUGCUGACCCCUGAUGAUAUCAAGCAGAGCCCGGACGACUUCUUCCAAAGCGACUAUGAAGACGGGUCCCAGAGCAGCGACCACCGGCAGUGUCCGCCGCCCUCUCUCGUCCCCGCGGACAGAAAGAGCGGCUUCAUCACGGUGGGGUACCGGGGGUCGUGCACCAUGGGCCGGGAGAGCCAAACCGACGCAAAGUUCAGAAGGGUGCCUCGGAUACUCAUAUGCGGGCGCGUGGCCCUGGCCAAAGAAGUUUUCGGGGAGACCCUGAACGAAAGCCGGGACCCGGACAGGACCCCGGAUCGGUACACCUCCCGGUUUUACCUCAAGUUCAAGCACCUGGAGAGGUCUUUUGACAUGCUGUCGGAGUGCGGGUUCCAAAUGGUGGCCUGCAACUCGUCAGUCACUGCCUCGUUUGUCAGCCAGCACACAGAGGACAAGAUCUGGUCCAGCUACACAGAAUACGUCUUUUACCGUGGUCCAUCACGUUGGUCCUCUCCUCCUUGUGACUGCUGCUGCAAGAACCACAAGGGAGACGGCGAGGGCGAGAGCGGCACCUCCUUUAACGAGCUCACCACCUCCAGCUCUGAGAGCCAGUCAGAAGCCAACUCCCCCGAGGGAACGGUCAUCCGCGGCCCAGUCAGCCGCCAGUCGCAUCCUCAUGCCAACGUCCAAACCCUGGACAGGCCGCCAAAAAAGGGCCCCAUCGCCAUGCUCCAGCAGUCCGAGCAGCGACGGAAGAGUGACUUGCUGCGCACGCUUACGGCGAGCUCCCGCGACACCAGCACCUCCAAGAAAAGGCCGGCGAAGGAGAAGAUGACGGUGGAGGAGGAGCUGGAGAAGUGCAUUCAAGACUUCCGCAAGAUCAAGAUCCCGGAGCGGUUCCCCGAGAGGAAGUACAUGUGGCAGGCCGACCUACUGAGAAAGUACCGCGUCUGAGCCAGGAGGCGGGACAGAUGGAGCAGACACAUGAGGCCAAGGAUCAGUUUACACAUUUUUUGAUCAUGACUUUUGCAACUAAGGGAGAUAACACUAAACUCAUUUGAAUCCAGUUUCUGAGGGAAACUUUCUCUUUAUGCCAGGAAGGUUGAAAGUCUACACAGAAGCUAGUAAGGAGCAUAACAACCAGACUGUUCUCUUACUGACAUAUGUAGUACGUAUGUGUGUGUAUGUAGUCUAGUAUGUACUUUAAGUAUGUGCUGUACCUUGCUGAAUGCUCCAGAGCUCUGAAUAAUUUAUCCCUGAGGACCAAUCAGAAUGGGCGAUAGACAUCCCCCAUGAACCGAUCACCCAACCGAAGGAUUGCUAAUGGCUACGUUGGGGGUCACUGAGGGUUACUGGACUGCACACACUGUCAUCCGUCAUAAUUACCCUGGAAAACCAUCACAGGAGCCACAUUUUUAGUCCACAAAGACAAACUGAUUUAGUAUGUGAAUGUGUGUGUUAAUGUGUGUGCGUGUUUGCACCCAGGUGGCCUAGAGGUCACAGAUAAAUCUACAUCAGGACCCAUUAAUAAUUCAUGCUGUCCCGACAGUGCUCUCACUAUAAAUACACCCAGAGCUCUCUGCUGCCAGGGUGGCGUAAACAGCUAGGUCAAUUACUCCACUUUUAGGCAACAUGUGGGGACUUCUGAGGCAGGAGCAGGUACAAUUUCAUCAGCAGCACAAUUAAUUUUCUUCUUCUAAUAUCAGUUGUACUGCAAACGUACCCAAGGUGUAUCAAUCUAUCCUGCAUUGCAUUGAUUUUUGCCGUGUUGGCUGGAACAAUUCCCAGGUUACUGUGUGGCGGAUAAGUGAAAGAGUAAAGUCUGUUAUUUGAUGGUCAAACCUUUGGGAAAUACAGAGGUCCAUAAAGAAAAGUAUCGAAUUUACAGACCUUUUCCAUUUACAUUGUGGGGAUUUUUGCCAAUUACUUCAUCAACAUUCAUUCCCACAUGGAAAGCAAUCAGUCGUGAGUAGGGAUGGGAAUGGAUAAGAUUUUAUUGAUACCAACGCCAUUAUCGAUUCGGGCCGUUAUUGAUUCUUGAUCAAUUUUCUGUUUGGGGAAAAAAGUAGGCCUAAACAGGUUUUUAGCAUCAAUGAAUCUACAGUGUAGAUUAAAUAAGAGAAUAUUUGUAGAGCAUUUGUUUUUAUGUUGGGUUUCUUAGUCAAAGAAAAACAAUUCCAAGCCUGCCUGAAUGGCAAUAAAGCAGCAUUAUUUACAGAAUAAACAGAAAGAAACAGAAUAUUUACCCUCAGUAAUGGCCAUUCUGCUCAGUUUGGAAGCAGUGCUCAUAGGGUCAAUACACAGGAUUCUUUAAAAUUAGGCCCAUGUUUUGUCCCUUACUUGAAACGAUCAUUGAAUAGACAUUACAAGCAGAAUUGUUGAGAUCUUUCUUUGUAAAAUGAAACCACAAAAUGAGACCAUUCAUCCUCUCCAACAUGUAAGAUUUCAACACUGUAGAUGCGUACUUUGACACCAUCGUUUUGCAAUGCAAAACUGUCAGAGACACAUGCCCGCAUCAAUUCAAAUAAUUGAUAAGCAUAUGACUCCAAUGGAUUAGACAAUUUGGAACCAAUUUUCCACGGUAGCGAUCAUCAAUUCCCAUCCCUAAUUGUGAAGUCAUUUCAACCAUGCUCGAUAUGAAACCUACAGCAAAUACGGACAGAAUGAGACACAGGCUAACCGUUCAACACAGAUGGAUGCUUCCUACCUUGAGCGUUGACACGGUGAUCAAUAGUUAUUGAUGACAGGGUCAGGUGAUGGAGCUGAUAGAUGUGGUUCUUGUUUACAGCUAUUAUUGAAGCCAUUGGGUUACUAACAGAGACAAGAUGGUAAUGAAUUUAGUGAAAAUUAGCCAUUAUUCAUACACAUCAUUUUGCACUCCUGGCUCAGUCGGACUCCAUGUGAUGUAUUGUGAUGUGGUUACAGAAUCAAAGAUGGCAGACAGCUAGUUUCAAUAGAAUGCAGUUUAAUUUCCCAAGUCGGAUGAUUGUUAUUUAUUUAAGGCUCUUGCUGGAUUAUAUGUUACUGUCAGAAUGAUUUGGAAAUUAUUUCAGGGUGCAAAUUAAAUCGCUGGCCAACGUGAAUGGUAAAAGCACACAGACAUUCAGUGAUAUUGUAAAUGUAAAACUUUUCUUUUGAGAGCUAUUGAUGGCAAACUUUUGAAGAUAAUUAUCAUUGAAUACAAUCACUGUUAGGUUAGUUCAUUGUUUAUUUAAACAGGUAGUGCUAUUGAAAUCACAAUCUCUGUUUUAGGAGAGACGAGUGUAAAAGAGAACAUUUAUAAAAAAGGAUUAAAAUAUUGUACAGGGGAUUAUACGACGGGUAACAAAUCCACGAUUCAGUAAGAAUUUGAGUUUUAGAUGUUACAAUAUUUUAAUGGUGCAAGAUAAACUGAUUUUAAUGUUUCAUGUGUGAGGGGAAAAUAAAAGCAUGCUGUCCAAAGUACUGUGGAAGGAAGCUUCCACACCCUCAUUAUGUCCAACGUGUGAGACAAAUUUGAUCCAAUAUAUUUAAAGUUUUCAUAACAAGAAUUCACUGAUAAGAUAAAGAACUGCUUAUAGAAACAUGUUUGUUGGUGACAGCUUCAGGUAAAAAGUCUUGGUAUUUAUGAAUAGUGUGAUUGACAGCUGUGAUGAAAGUACUUUAGGUUAUAAAGUUAUAAAUAUUGAUGAAAUGACUCGUAAAACAUGAAAGUUCACAAUGACCUUCUCGACAGUAGAAGGACAAUAAAAACAGAGGAGACAGUGUAAAGCGUUUUCACAGAGAAACUUAAUUAAAGCUCUUCAUUAUUUAUUGUUAUUGCAGCUUAUGAAAGUGCAGAGGGAUGGGCUAUAUUAACAAUCAUAGCGUUUACACAGCACAAAGUAGAAAGUUAAAUCAAAAGCACACACAAAUAAGAAUAAAAUAUGCAUAGUAUACACUUAUUCAAAGAUCCAUUUAUUGAAAAAUACCCCUUAUAUGUUAAAGAUGCACAAUUUAAAAAAAAAACUUCUAUUAUACUUAUUUUUCUAUCUAAAGGCCUUUAAAUUAUUAGAUUAUCAAAUGCCCUUAUGUUGCCCAUAAAAUGUAUUUCCCACGAGAGAAGUGGUUUAGAUUCUAGUUACAGUUUAUUCAGUGGUGCCCAUAUGUCUACUGUGGUUUAUUAUACUAUACGUUAAUAUGGUUGCAAUAGGUGCUAGAUACAAACCAAUCAUUUUCCUCAUGUCAAUACAAUGAAUAUGACUUAUUUUUCUACAUUGCUGGGAUAUUACAUUUUCAUUUUAAAGUCAUUUAUCUUGAGUUGAAGUUGAAAUAUGUUAAUCCAGAUGACACAUUAUAUGUAAAUAAACACCAUAAAUCAUACCUAACCAGAAUAAUGUAUUAUACUCUCUGUAUAUAACAUGCAAAUCCAUAAGGUGUGGCUGCUACGCUGCUUUUAGUGAUGCAGCAGGCUGACGCUAAUGUAAUUCAGCUAUUCUUGUUUUAUUAUUUAGAGUGUUGGGCCAAGGGGGAAAUAUAAUACACACCUGUAACAUAGUAUAUAUUUGCUUUCCGAGACAACAGUGUCAUAAACGGACUGUCAGCACAUUUGUCCGACUGUUCCACAGAGGCAGUCACUGGUGACUUAAGACAUUUCAGCCAUGCUGAAUUGCAAUCAAUAGAUCUGAAGAGGAAUGUGCAGGACUUAAAUAAACUGCCAAAAAAAAAGAAAAGAAAAGAAAAGGUACAAACUGUUCAACUGUAAGCCUGAAGCGUUUGUUAUUGUACUGUGCAGUCAAAAAGUGUUAGGACAGAGAUAUUUUUUGACUCUGGACUCCCGAACAUUGGACUUAAAAUAACACCACUAUGUUUCUAACAGUGUUUGUGUUUACAUCCACAUUGGGUGAAAAGUGUGAGAUUCUCAACCCUUUUCUCCCCUAAUUAUAGGGCAAUGACACUCAAUUUACAGGCGAGAGAAGAAAGAGUUUAUAUGGCCAACUUAAUUCUACAUUUCCCGAAAAGUUGAGAAUCGGGGGCCUCAUUACAAAAACGUCUAAAAUCCCAACUUAAUUAGGGAAAACAAUACGGAUUUUUGCAUAUUACACAAAUAUCUUUCCAAACUGCUUUUAAGUGCAAGUCCUAUCUUAUCAUCAAGACUGGAAUAUAACUAGAUUGUUAGAGAACUGUCCAAAGUCAAGAUGGCAUAGUGCUGUCCUAAUUUUAAAGAAGGUAUGGCUGUAUGGCAAUGAGGAUGGGGAACAUCAACAUUUUAGGGCGGCUCAAACUGUGUGAUGACUUUAAAUGACCAAAAUUCUACUAAAAUUUACAUUGUUAUUACAUUUUUAAUUAAACGAAACCCUAUCAAAUUUUGUCCUGGGCUGAUUAUUGAGAAUAAAACUUCUUGAGAAAGAUUUGUUUGCAGCCAAACAAUAAGAGCCUCUGACUCUUAGCUUAAAUGGAACGCCUGUCUAUGAUAGAUAGCUAGCCAAUGAAAAGUAAAAGCAAUUUUUUGGCUUGUUUCAUCUCAAGUAGCCUAUCGAUAUAUGCUAAUCAAAGUUAUAGAAUAGGAUAGAACACAGCCAUGAGUUAAGAAGCUGCCUCUGUAUUCAAAAUAUAUGUGAUUUUUCUAACCUUUGAAACAUACACGGUCGCCUGUAGAGCUGGAAUAAAAUUUGUUUACCUCUUUCCAUGAAAUUAUUGUGACAAUGUGAUUUCUUAUUGACAGAUAAAGUCUGUAUCUUCUGAAAACUUUAUUAAUAAAUCUCUUCAUAUCACAUAUCACAAUAAAAAUGAAACCACAACAGAGAAUUUUGUCUGAAAACAAAAUUAUUCCAACUUUAUAUGCGUGUAUAUAAAGUUGUAUGUAUGUUUAAAUCAAGCAGUUAAAUUAUUUUUCUGCAAUGAGGCCCCAGACCUUUAACAUCACAGUUUGUUACAGUUUAAAUCUAAUGUGCGGAGUAGAGAGCCAACAUAUAACAAAACUGACUGCACUAUAUUAAAUAUUUCUACAGAUAAUGUAUUCCCUGUUAGUUUUUCUGGUCAGAACCAAAAGAAAAAUCACAGUUUCUUUGUUGAUGAAUUGAAUAUUGUACAGAAGAUUCACAUGGACGAGAAAAAACAGGGAAGGAUUAUGAUUAAAGGUUACAUGCUGGUCUGCAUCAGUGUUGGGUAUCCUCACUUUCAAAAGUAACUUACUAUGUUACAGCGUUACUGACUGAGAGUAAAUUAGUUCUGCAUUACAAAAAUUUUAAUUUUUGAUUAUAUUAUAUUAUAUUUGAUUAUAUUGUCUGACUGUAACGGAUUGCUUAUUUGAAUAAGCAACUAAAUAACUGAUUACCUGAGUUGCAAAACGAACAUGUUACUUAAUAAAUUACAAUAAAAAAAGUAAUCUAAGUACUUACUUUUUAACAAGUUACUCUCUUACUUUGUAACAUGUAACAUGCCCCAACAAUGGUCUUCAUACAGCUUAUGAAUAAAAGAGGGAAAAGCUUAAUUAAGUGAGAAAAUAGUUUGCAUUAGUUGAAUUUUGCUUUAAGCUUUAACAGAAAAGUAUGCUGACCUAAAAUACUGGAUGAAGAUUUUUCUCCUACUACCCGUAAAUUUAGUUUUUUAGUUGCUGGUACAUAUUAUUAUCUCAAUGAUCCAAACACAGCAAACAGUUUGAAUAAGCAAGACAAAAAUGAAAGGUGAAAGUCUCUGAUUGUCGAGAGAAUUGUUGCUUUGCUUUUUGCAUAUUUUUUGUAAAGUUUUUUGGUCUUGUGCUGUUCCAAUCAGCCCAGCUUAUGAGACGUGAUAUUAGAGACGUGUGUUUGCUUGACUCUGCCUGCCAUUUUAAAAAUAUGUUGGAGUUUGUUUACUUUGAGUUGAUUCAACAAGGUCGAUCAGUCACGGAAAUCUAUCCCAGAGCAUUUUCAAACACAGAUUUGUCUUAAGAUGUGAGUUGGAAAUGCUGUUGAACAGAGUGAAAAUGGAAACCAAGACACCCGGUGGCCUUCUAGAGUAGAAUACAGCUGUUUUUGCACAAUGUAUAAAGUUAUAACGAAACACAAAACAAGAAAGUAUUCGAAACAGAGAUCAAUCACCUGACAUGCACAACACAGCCACUAAUAAUAAUAAUAAUGUGUGUAUCAGAGAGAGAAAGCUGAUCAGUCUUCACCUUUAGAGCACAUGAGAUGAUAUUCAGUUCUUUGGGCUUGUAAAGAACAGAUGAUGUAAAUCUUACUGAUAAAGAACGACUGCAAUUUUUUGUUUUAAGUUAAAUGUGAUGUAUGAAAAAAAAGAGAGACUGAACUGAUGUUAGGUUUGUCCAUUUAUGUUAAUCUUGGAGUGCCCGACUACAGUCUGUGAUUUUCCUUCCUGAAGUUAGUCAUGCCCUGCAAGUGAAGCCUGUGCACAUGACUGCAGGCCCCGUCAUUUUCCUCCUGCCUUUGAUGAGCCUGCGAACAACAGAGAAAAUCACACAAUCUGACAGCACCAUGGCAGACCUGGCACAUACUGUUCAAAUGGAGAGGGCGUCUGUUUUUAAUGUACGUUGUUCUGACACUAAAAAGAAAAAGAAAAAAUGGUUCAGAUACAUUGUGAGCAUGUUGGUAUACAAAACAUAUAACAGAUUUAACUUAGUCUGUUCUUGUGAAAAAGAUUAUGUCGAAAACUGAUAUUUAACAGAAAAAAGAAAACUUGCAAAAAAAGAAAAAAAAAAGAUAAACACAAAUGUGUUGAUAGUGUCUGCUGUUUCUCCACAGGUGUAUAACAUUAUCAAAUAAAAAGUCAACUCUGCAGUGUGACUGAGCUCCUGGAAAACAGAGUGAUUCUCACCCGAGCAUGUGAGCGUGGAAACACUUGUUUCUCUAAAAAAAAAUAAAAAAAUAAAAUAAAAUAGUAUUUUAGGAGUUACUAAUUUUGAAAAACCUGCCUAUCAAAGAUUUUCUGAUCUUAAAAUUACACAAAGAUUUACGUCCAGGAACUAAUACAAUGUAAAUCGUUAACAGCCAAACAUCUGCGGUGAGAGUUGCCCUGUAUUCCAGGUGUUACUACGUCUGCCUUUAGAGACAGUACAACUCAUCUGAGAGUCUUUAGAUACAAAGCAUAUGGUAAUUUUGAAAAUGUAUGACAACAACCAAUAAACAAGACAUUCUGUA
Messenger RNA from Centropristis striata (black sea bass), 9222 nucleotides. It is a transcript of the gene kctd16b, whose product is annotated as potassium channel tetramerization domain containing 16b. NCBI's taxonomy places the organism in Eukaryota, Metazoa, Chordata, Actinopteri, Perciformes, Serranidae. The coding region runs from base 779 to 2080 and encodes 433 amino acids. The record is from RefSeq and is a predicted model, not a curated record. Gene Ontology annotation, molecular function: protein binding. Gene Ontology annotation, cellular component: postsynaptic membrane; presynaptic membrane. Gene Ontology annotation, biological process: protein homooligomerization; regulation of G protein-coupled receptor signaling pathway. The transcript is spliced from 2 exons.